AUUUUAACAACAUUGAAAAUUUUCUCGAAUUAUCAAAAUAAAAAAACGAUAAAUUCGAAAGAUUUCAUUUUUUGUUACUAGUUUCAUUUUUUAAACUAACCUGCCUGGUAAACAGAACACAGUUAGACAUGGCUGGUGGUUUUAAUGUUUUUACCACAUUAGCGAUACACAUUUGAUUUUUUUUUUAAAUAAUUAAACAAUAGUAAAACCAUCCAAAAUAUUUACCAUGAUUUUACUACAGUCCUCAUGGUUUAACCGUGUUUUUUUUUUUUUUGUAAUAAAAAAAACAGUAAGAACGUAAAAGCACAGUAAACAGCAUUUUUGUGCAAUCAUGUAACUGUAACGACAGUUAACCUCACCACAGUCACAUUACAGUUACAGUUUCAUGAGAUGAAAUUUAGGCUUGACGUGGAAAAUUGGGAUAUCCCCAACAUAAAAAAGCAGAGUGUGUGUGUUUUCAACAGGAGGCGCAGCGUCUCAUCUAGUACAGAAUGUCUGUUUCGGCCCGAGCCGUGUUUCUUCCUGCUAGACUGCCCUCCAUCAUAAACUCAAACAAAGAUGACAAGGCCGUUACUUCUGUGUAAGUGUCCGGAUCAUGGAGUCGUAGGAUAUCUCCAAACAUCAUAUUAACACACAAACCCGUCUGGUACUGGAGUGUCAACACGACACAGUAGUAGUCAGUCGGCGGCGGUAUGUCGCUGAGCUCAGGCGGGUGGACUCACACACCCCCGCCGGCCCAGUCUUCAUCGUCGCGUGUCGGCCAUGAGGCCUCGAAAUCGGCCUGCAGCACUGUUUUGAUGUCGGUGAAGGUGUCGGUAUGCCAUUCAGGUAUUCGACCGCUUUGUCUCCCCGGGGCCGGAGACGAGUCUCUCCGCCUUCAGCUGAGCAUGGACCCGGGGAAGGCAGGGGAAUUCCGCCUCGCGUUACGGGACAUCAGCGGAACAGCGGCUGGACGCAGCGUGUCAGUUGCUGAGUUCGACCUCAAGAGUGUUCGCUAUGAAGUGAAGUCCCCACAGUGCCAUGAACUGAGUUUGGCAACACCGCCACACGAUCGUAUCACUUUCAACUUCCGCUGUGAGCAGGAAGCACAGGAGUGGGCCACUGUGGUGAUGUCAUCACUCCGUGAGGCGCACAGAGUGGCGAUUUGUUCCUCCACUGAAGAAAGACAGCUACCUCCUAAACCUCUGGAUACACAGAACAGUGCACCCAUGCCACGUACAGAGGAGAUCUGUGCGGAGCUGGUUAGCGCAAUAGAGGCAGGUGAUGUUCGGGUGGCAUCUGUCUGUGCAUCAUCUUUAGCUAAACAGAAAGCUGCUCUAAGCAUUCAGCCAUCUAAACCAAAUUACACAGGCACUGAAAUGAGCCUGGCUGUGGUAGUAGAGGAUGCAUCCUCUUCAUGUUGUGUCACAGUGAAAGUCGUCCCUCACUCCACAAUUGGUGCUCUCAAACAGCAGGUCUUCACAGACUAUGGUUUUCAUCCAUCCGUGCAACGCUGGGUCAUUGGCCAGUCUUUGUGCUCUGAUCACCGCUCUCUGGCUUCUUACGGAGUUCAGCAAGAUGGCGACACUGCGUUCCUUUAUCUCAUUUCUGCCCGUCAGGACCGUCUCAGUCGAGGGCUUUACCAACAAGCACAACCAGCUUUGGUGGCAGCGUCUAAUCAUCCCCACCAAGAAGCAGUUACCAAUGGGCCAGCACUGAACACAGCCUUAAGACCAUACAGCACCCUGCCUACAAGACUUCAUAACAGCCAUAAUACCCCGAGUAACAGUGCGGGAGGUACAGAGAGGCUGGGUUUGGGUGAAAUUCGUGACCUCAUCAACCUUGAGCUGCCGCAGUUAAACGAAGCCCUGUCGCCCAACAGAACAAGCACACAGCUGGGAUGGGCCUGCCCAACCUGUACAUAUAUUAAUAAACCGACACGUCCCGGCUGUGAAAUGUGUAGUGCAAACAGACCUGAAGGCUACACUGUUCCCGGCAACUACAGACCAGAUGCUCUGGAGCUAAGACGCAUUCAACAGGAAAAAGAAGCAGUAAGGCAGUACCAACAGGCCAGAGAAGCAGAACGCAGAGAGAACUAUGCACGUCUGGUGCAGAUGGACGGACAGGAUCUGGUUCCUAACCCAGAGAGAGUGGAGUGCAGGAUCUGCUAUGUGGAGCUUGAGCCUGGCGAUGGAGUCCUGCUCCGAGAGUGCCUCCACUGCUUCUGCAAAGAGUGCCUGCGUUCUGUGAUUCUGAUGUCGGAGGAUCCUCAGGUGGCAUGUCCAUACAGAGACGAGGCCUACGCCUGCGACCGCGUCUUGCAGGAAAGAGAAAUCAGAGCUCUGGUGUCAGUAGACGAUUAUGAGCGCUGGUUGCAGAGGAGUCUGUCUGUUGCAGAGUCUCGAUGUGAGGGCAGUUAUCACUGUGCUACAGCAGACUGUCCCGGCUGGUGUGUUUAUGAAGAUACUGUCAACACUUUCCACUGCCCAGUGUGCAGAAAACACAACUGCCUGCUCUGCAAGGCCAUUCAUGAAGGGAUGAAUUGUAAGCAGUAUCAGGAUGAUCUAACAGCUCGCGCCAUCAAUGACUCUGCAGCUCGAAGAACCAGAGACCUGCUGAAGGUCAAACACAAACAAAUCCUUGUCUGUAUAUCAAAGCUCAUACUCUUGUUAAUUCUGGAGAGGCGAUGCAUUGCCCUCAGUGCGGCAUCAUUGUGCAGAAGAAGGAGGGCUGUGACUGGCUUCGCUGUACUGUCUGCCACACUGAGAUCUGCUGGGUCACCAGAGGACCACGCUGGGGGCCCAAAGGUCCUGGAGACACAAGUGGAGGCUGCCGCUGCAAUGUCAACAAACAGAGAUGCCACCCGAAAUGCCAGAACUGUCACUAAAGGAGAGAGCAGAGGGAAAGGAGGAGGUAUGAUUAAGCGAGGGAGAGAGAGAGUAGUGUCAUCUCAUGCCAGUUUAUGACAUUAUAAAAGUUUGACAGACAUCAGUGUUGCAAGGUCUGCAUAACAAAACUGGCCCAAUCACAGCCAAAACGAACCUAGUUGCGUUCUAGGUGGUCAAAACCCUGCUUCCAGGGAGUCCCACCUUGGUCGAAAUCGCGUUCCGGGGGGUGGGGGAAUUCGCAGACUGACAAAAAAAACAGUCCACGGCAGCAUUAUGAAAGUAGAUCAAUUCAUGGCAACACUGACAGACAUACACUUUGAGUGUGAGCUGACAAAUAUUGUCCAUCUGUUUUUAGCUUUCAGUUUUCUGAUGGUUUUAACUGAAAUAUAGUUGUGUGUUAACUGAAAUAUGUAAUGUCUGUUGUGCAGCAAAUGUUUAAAUGGUGCAUUUUACAUGAGUAAAUCAUAAAGCAAAUGAAGGCACUGAAGGGAAUCCACUUGAAAGCGAACUCCUUCUAAUGAAUGGCUACUGUAUCAGUCCAGUCAGCAUCCUAAUAUUGUCUAAUUAUUUCAAUGAUCCACAGAAAAGCUUUAAGUUCUCUCAACUGUAUUUUAGGAAAACUGUGGUGAUGGUGGCAUAUCAGAACCUUAAGCAGAAUUCUAUAUAACCUAAAUCACGAACAUUGUGGUAAAAAUAGAUUUUUAAUCCAAACAAUGCCACAUGGGAAUGUUUUUUAAGUCUCUCCAUUAAAAAAUGUAUUUUACCCAUCUGAUCAAAUGAUCCCAGGGGGACAAAAGUAAAGCCAAAGCUGAUCUGAAGCUGCCAUUGAAAAUAAGGGAAUGAUUACAAUGCACUUACACAAAUACUUGUGUAUUUGUCUCGUCUUACUCUUAAAGCUAUUCUACACUGUUAAGACUUGUUACUUAAAGUGCCUUUUCUUGCCUGUUUACGUCUACGUCAUGUAAUCACUAACAUGAGCAGUCGUUUUGCAGUUUUACAUUAUAACUGUUAUUACUUUAAAUACUGAAUGUUGCAGUUGUUGUAGAUUUGUGAUCCAGGAUCAUUUAUGUGUGCAGUGUUUUCCCUUCACCUUUCCUACCAACCAAGAGACAUUGUAUUUUGUGCGCAUGUUGCACAUUUAUUUUGUAAGAUUAACACAAUUCAGUAUACUGCUUUAAGAUUUGAUUUUUUUUUUUUUUUUGUAAGUUGGAAGUGAUUAAUAUGUAGCCUUGUUAUUUAGUAUUGUUUUAAUGUUACAUUGUUAUGCUAAUUUAAGUAAAAGUAAUGGCUUUGAGUGGGAAGUCUUCAAGACUGUUAUAAGCCAAAGGACUGAUGAAGCUUUAAAUCUAUGCACUGAAAAGAAAUGUCAGCACCCAAAGCAUCUACUUACUCAUCAAAGCGAACAUUUCAAAAAAAUUUCCAUGAGAGUCAUUAUUCAAUCAAGAAUUUUCUUUACCUAAAAGGUUUUUUUUUUUUUUUUUUUAAUUUCCAAGCAUUUAUAUUGUUGUUGUGACUGAGAAUCCAUUGGAAUUAUGCUGUGUGCUUGUACAAUUGAAAAACAGUCUUGAGUGAGGUGCCAUUCAUCCUUUCUCAUGAUGUCAUGAACCUCACUAAUGUUCAAAUAUGUGCUCUAUGAAGUUUAUGCAUAGUGUAUUUGCAUGUACUACAGAAGAAAAUGAAUGACUGAAAAUGGAAAGGUCCCUGCACCUGCAGAAAAGCUACACUUUAAUCUGACCUCAGGGUUGCAAGUCUUAAAAAGUGCCUUACAGAUUACAGUACGGAACACCUGUAUUGACAAUAUUUAAAGCUGUUAAGAUGCUCUCAUUAUUACAUUUAACAUGCUUCACAUUUUGUUCUUAAAAAUAAACAUACUCAACCUGUAUUUUA
Cyprinus carpio (common carp) is the source of this 4754-nucleotide messenger RNA. RefSeq names its product ranBP-type and C3HC4-type zinc finger-containing protein 1-like. Gene Ontology annotation, molecular function: ubiquitin binding; ubiquitin-protein transferase activity. NCBI's taxonomy places the organism in Eukaryota, Metazoa, Chordata, Actinopteri, Cypriniformes, Cyprinidae. Gene Ontology annotation, cellular component: LUBAC complex. Bases 693 to 2945 code for a protein of 750 amino acids. The transcript is spliced from 14 exons. The record is from RefSeq and is a predicted model, not a curated record. Gene Ontology annotation, biological process: protein linear polyubiquitination; proteasome-mediated ubiquitin-dependent protein catabolic process; positive regulation of canonical NF-kappaB signal transduction.